UGGUCCUUUUCUGCUCUGAGUUCAGCUAAAGACAUGGCGGAGGGGAGGAACUGUAAAAACUGCUUUGGUUUAAGAAUGAAAGCAAAACAAUAGUGGCAGUCUCGGAAACCUUGUGGAAGUAAUAAAAUCGCAACUACUGAAUAAAAUGUCUUAAAUUUCAUGCCUCAAGGAAAAAACGCAGUGCCGACCGCAACUAAAAGUAAGCCUGAAGACGCCACUUGCACAGAAGAGAAAGGGAUAAAAGAACACAAGCCAGAAAUGAACGGGGACGUCGCAUGUAGUCGUCAGCCUGCGAGUCCCAAUUUUAAGAGCCUCGACAAGCAGCACUCCCCUCACCAUGACGAGAACCACGGAAAGCGCACGGCCCACGGGGACAAGAAGAUGUACGGAAAAGCAGUCAGGCUGAACAUCAUGAAUUCGGACAGCGGGCUUCCCAGAGGGGCCGAGGGUAGACUGGGCCCCUCCUGCGUGACCGGGGAGCAGGGUCGACAGCCUCGCUGCACCGAGGCGUAUUUACGCGGCCCGGCGGACCCCACCGCGGACAGCAACGGCACCUCCCGCGUCCGUGGCCACAAACGGCAGACCUGCUGUCGCAAGGCCAAAGUGACGAAAUCCACCCUGAGAACAGCAGAAUACAGGAACUCCCAAAACAGGAAGCUCACAGAGUUCUACCCCAUAAGGAGGAGCUCCAGGAAGUGCAAUGCAGAGCUCAAGUGUGAAGAAAAGAGACACAUCGAUGAGCUGCUCAGUAGUGGGACUGAAGAAGGAAUGAAGGUGCAGCACAUCGAGGGGAAAGGAAGGGGGGUUUUCGCCACCAGAAGUUUCCGGAAAGGGCAGUUUGUCGUGGAAUACCAUGGGGACCUACUGCAGAUCACAGAUGCCAAGAAGAGAGAAGCUAAAUACGCACAAGACCCUUCUACGGGCUGCUAUAUGUACUACUUCCAGUAUCAGAGCAAAACGUACUGUGUGGACGCCACUAGAGAAUCCGAACGCCUGGGGAGGCUGAUCAACCACAGCAAGAACGGCAACUGUCAGACCAAACUGCACGACGUCAAGGGAAAGCCUCACCUGAUCCUGGUGGCCUCCAGGGACAUCGAGGAAGGGGAGGAGCUUCUGUAUGACUACGGCGACCGCAGCAAAGCUUCCAUAGCGGCGCAUCCCUGGCUCAAACACUGAUGUACUGCACUCUUCCUGUGUGGGGUUCUUUUGUUUUGAGUUUUGUUUUUGUUUUUUCCUAGUUUGGCGUGUUCUAAGAAGGGACAAAAUGCAAGCAAUGCAGCUUUGUUGAGAGACCAUUUUAAAAUACUGAAAAUUGCCUUAGCAACAGAAUGUGUAAAUGAUUUUUUUUUUUUUUUUUUUUUGUUCUGGGGUAGUUUGAAGUUGGGCGACAGACUACAGUGAGUUGUAUUAACAGAUAAAGGCAAUCUUUAAAAUGUCCUAGAAGAAUACUUUUUAAAUUCCUAUCUAUAUAUUAAUGCGAGUUUUCAAAUGCAUUUUUUGUAUAUUUUGUACACCCAUAGACCAGUGCUUCCAGAGCAUGCAGGUAUAGUUCAGAAGUUCUGCAUUUUUAUACUGGUUUUCUUAAUCUAUUGUCUGGUAGUUGAAAUAUGCUUAGCAAUAAUUAUUUAUGGUACCGGAAUGUUUGUGGGCCAUGCAGAACCCUAAGACAUGCUGUAGGAGAGUUAUAUUUAAAUGGUUCUGAAAACUGGAAUGUGAUUCCUGUCAAUAACUUACACUUUAUUUUUAAUGUAACCUUUUGCCAUGUUGGGUGUAGUUAUUUCAUGAACUUGAACAAAUAUGUACCUCUAACACACAACGCUGUUAAAUGUCCACAACCAAAUGCUUUAUGUGAAAGUAUUUAAAUAAAUCUGUAUGCUGGGUUAGGGGCAUUGUUGAAUAAAACAGUUUUAUGCAAGUUUUA
Messenger RNA from Anguilla anguilla (European eel), 1921 nucleotides. It is a transcript of the gene kmt5aa, whose product is annotated as lysine methyltransferase 5Aa. The record is from RefSeq and is a predicted model, not a curated record. Gene Ontology annotation, molecular function: protein binding; histone H4K20 methyltransferase activity. Lineage: Eukaryota; Metazoa; Chordata; Actinopteri; Anguilliformes; Anguillidae. Bases 160 to 1176 code for a protein of 338 amino acids. The transcript has 7 exons.